AUGCUUGUCCUUGACAUAAUUUAUGUUAAAAAGAAUGACUCAGACGGCACAUACACCAUGCAUGCUUUUAGAAAUGAACUAGAGUAUGACACAAAUUUUAUUAAAGUUAUUGUAGUGACUGGAUUAACCAAUGAGAAGAUACCAGUUAUUAAUGGAACCUUAUAUAGCAGGAAAGUCACGUUUGGCACUAAUUUACCAGGCCCUAAGAUUGGCCACAACACUUGGUCUCAGGAGGGCACUUACAGGACAGGUGUUUGUGCACAGUUACCUCAGUCGGCAUAUUUUGCUCUACAACUGCCAUACUCUAUAUUUGGGCUUGAUCGGACUCCAAAUUUUGUUGAUACUUUAUCCAUUGGACUGUCUGGUUACUCCAAAAGCUGGACUCAGAUUAUUCCCAAUUCUCAAAUAGUAGUUAUACCUUCCCCACCUUAUGACCCUUCUCAAUGGAAGGCUCGAUUAUUUGUUACACCCAGCAAAGUUAUUCUUAAAAGCGUUUUUGUCCUCACUGCCAUCAUUAUUGUAAUAACAGGGCUUGUACUGUAUUUACAUUGGAAAGAAAGAAAUGAUAGGCAAGAUGUGAUAGAGAUUGAUGAAAAGACUUAUGUUAAAAUAUAAAAUAGUUCAUAUUAGAAUCAAACUCCACUAAUAUUCAAAACUAUCUUCUUUUACAAUACAAUAAAAACACCUUUUCUUCUUUAGAACUACAAUAAAAUUCUCUUAUAA
Molecule: messenger RNA, 723 nt
Organism: Amyelois transitella
Lineage: Eukaryota; Metazoa; Arthropoda; Insecta; Lepidoptera; Pyralidae
Product: T-cell immunomodulatory protein-like
Exons: 1
Coding region: 1-615 (204 amino acids)
Cellular component (GO): plasma membrane
Source: RefSeq, a predicted model, not a curated record